UCUAAAUAGGCGGCCCGCUGAUCCGAUCGCUACACGUCCUGCGACGUGUAACAUCCGAGGUAUCAUAAAAAUAAAAAGCCACUGGCCAGCUCAUUUCUGACCUUGUUAUCAUGUCCUUCAUAAGGUUGAUAUUCUGCGUUGCUGGAGUCUAUUCCAUGUUUCUAUGGUGGGCCAUAGCACAAGAACGACUAUCCGUUCCAUUUCAAUCUAUAGAUGGCGAAUCAUCCGCGAAAUUUCGCUCCGCCCUUUUCCUCGGCACCUGCCAGAGCUUUCUGAGCUCAUUAUCUGCUUUGAUGUAUAUCCUAGUCCGCAAGAAAUCCUCGGAGACACUUAUACAGGCACUGGGAUUCCAUGACAAAAAUUCUGGAGUGCCUGCCUCCGCCUCUACUGCUAACGGCAAAGCACACACCCACACCCACCAUACCAAUGGAUCAGCCAAACCAAGACCCGACACACGAUUCUCCUCCAAAGCGCUCCUACUUAGCUACGCCCAAUGCGCCACUUUCAUCACAUUCGCCGCGCCCUUCGGUUUCGCUGCCCUCUCCUAUAUAUCUUACCCCGCGAUGGUCCUCGGAAAAUCAUGCAAACUUGUUCCGGUAAUGAUCAUGAACGUUUUGCUCUACCGUCGUCGAUUUGCGCCCCACAAAUAUCUCGUUGUUUUCAUGGUCACUACUGGGAUAACCAUUUUUAUGGGCUUCGGCUCUGAUAGCCAAAAACACGGUGGUAAAAAGGCAGUUUCUGCUUCAAUGGACCAUGGGUCGACGCCAUACGCGUCGUUAAUAGGCGCUUCUUACCUCUUGAUUAACCUGGCCUUGGACGGCGCGAUAAAUUCGACACAGGACGAGAUUUUUUCGCGUUACAAGAUUUCUGGACAGCAGAUGAUGCUUUGGAUUAAUUUGAUGUGUACAUGCAUCUCCUUCGUGCUUAUGGUGCUACCCCUUCCGUCUAUUCCGGUUUUAUUGCCUUCUGGAAACGGCAGAUCUGAACUCGUCGCAGCGUUGACCUUCGUCCAGCAACACCCUGGAAUAAUAUCACCCUUAAUCGAAUUCAGCGUUACUGGAGCACUGGGACAAUUAUUUAUCUUUGAAACGUUGCAGCAUUUCGGUUCACUGACAUUGGUGACAAUUACACUAACGCGCAAAAUGUUCACAAUGUUACUCUCUGUAGUCGUAUACAAUCAUCAACUCACGCCCGGGCAGUGGCUCGGCGCCGCCGUUGUUUUUGCUGGGAUAUCUGUUGAAGCAUUCGUCAAACGAAACGACGUACAUGCGAAACGAGUGUUACAAGAGAAGGAAAAAGCCAAACUCAAGUCACUCUAACGUUGGGAUGUGGUUGGCGUAUAAAUGUGGAAGAUUAAUGUAUGAGCAUGAUGUGGGAGAAAUGGCUACAUUAGAGUCAGAUGUGCGGGCAGGGCUAGAAAAUAUACGUUCGGAAAAAGGAACUGAGGACCAAGGACAAUCCAUCAUGUUUCCAUCGCAUAUGGGUCGUCUACUGAUACCGGCAUUAUUGGCCGGUAGGUGUGCGUCGUGUGGUCAACCAACGGCCGUUUACGGUCGUCGUCCCUGUCGAACCUAGGAAUAAGGAUUUCUCGAGGACGCCACAAAAUCAGACUCACCGAUUCUCCUCCUCCUCAUCGUCAUCGCUCCGUUUCCUCCGCGAAACAUUCCUAGGCAUCGCAGGAUACGAUGACACUGCUCUGUUAGCUCUGUAUAUGGCCUCAUAUUCCUGUCGAUUGAUGGAUUAUCAUAUUGAUUUAUUUAUUAAUGUGCGUACUGCCAGCUACAGGAAACCAUACCUUGAUCUGUGUAAGAAAUCCG
Lentinula edodes (shiitake mushroom) is the source of this 1817-nucleotide messenger RNA. Its product is annotated as UDP-galactose transporter. Lineage: Eukaryota; Fungi; Basidiomycota; Agaricomycetes; Agaricales; Omphalotaceae. Gene Ontology annotation, biological process: UDP-galactose transmembrane transport. The coding region runs from base 111 to 1319 and encodes 402 amino acids. Gene Ontology annotation, cellular component: Golgi membrane; endoplasmic reticulum membrane. The transcript has 6 exons. Gene Ontology annotation, molecular function: UDP-galactose transmembrane transporter activity; UDP-glucose transmembrane transporter activity. The record is from RefSeq and is a predicted model, not a curated record.